Sturnus vulgaris (Common starling) is the source of this 2303-nucleotide messenger RNA. It is a transcript of the gene RNASEH2B, whose product is annotated as ribonuclease H2 subunit B. Gene Ontology annotation, biological process: RNA catabolic process. The record is from RefSeq and is a predicted model, not a curated record. NCBI's taxonomy places the organism in Eukaryota, Metazoa, Chordata, Aves, Passeriformes, Sturnidae. Gene Ontology annotation, cellular component: ribonuclease H2 complex; nucleoplasm.
AGAGCUGUGUUAUGGGAUGACUUAAAAAUAAAGCUUUCCUUUUCCUUUCCCAACUAUUGAGGUUCUGUUGGGCAUUUCAAACCAAUUUCUUCUAGCUUCAUUGUUUACUUUAUAUGUCUACCCAUACAGAGUCAUCACAAUUCAUUUUGGUGCACAAAAAAAAAGAGUAUUUCAAAUUGUCCAUGGAAGGUUUGAGACUUUUGUUCCCCUAACCCAGAGUCUGAUAUCCUCAAGACAAACAUGAUGGAAGGAGAGAGAAUUCUCUUGUUUUCCACCUUCCCCCUUCACUGCAGAAAAAGGCUGAUUUCUUGAGUGAUUUUGAUUUGGGUUUGGAUCAAAGGCUUUGUGUUGUAAGAUGAACUAUUCACACAUCUUAUUUAUUGAUUCAAAUUCAGUUUCGUUUAUAGAGCUGGUAAAUGAACAUCUGUAUAUAAUAGUGUUUUUUGUCUGAGCUCUCUUUGUAGUGAGUUUAUGUAGACUGUGUGUAUGUUUGUGUGUCUGUAUGUAUAUAAGGCACAUUCUUCAAACAUAUUGGGUAUUCUUUUGAUUUUUCUGAAAGCUUACAAACACAAACCAGAUUUCUUUUCAACAGGGGAAGCAACCCUUUACUUAUUCAAUAGUGGUGCACAGCAGCUGUUUGAAGUAAAAGCUUUUCACGAGGAACGUCGUUCCUGGUUUAUAGGUCAGACUGUUCAGCAGGAUGGGCGCCUGCUGUUUGUUACUCCAAUGGACCCCUUAUUUCUGAUACUUUACUACCUCAUAAAGGCAGACAAAGAGCAGCAAGGAAAGUUCCAGCCAAUUGAUCAAGUUGUGCUAGACUCAGAAUACCCUGACUGCCCAUUGCUGCUGAAGUGUGCAGAUGUUAAACAGUACAUACAGCACGUAACAGAAGAAAAAGAGAUUGGGAGUCAGAAAUUCCACAAAUACAGCCAAGAGAAGACACUGAAGUGGUUAAAGAAAAAGGUUAAUCAAACAGUGAAAGCACUUAAAAGCAACAAUAUAUUGGUAGGUGAAAGGGUGCUUGCAAGUACAUUUAUCAACAGUAAACAGAUCACAGAUGCUCAGGAAGACUAUGUACGGUAUGCCCAUGGGUUAAUAUCAGAGUAUAUUCCUGAAGAUCUGAGUAAGGAGCUGUUAAAAUACUUGGGGCUCCCAGAACUUAGAAGCCCAGCACCAGAGCCACCACUGAAGAUGCCUGAGAAAAGACGUGCAAAGAAAUGAAAGGAGCAUAAGGAGACUCGCUUAUAUUAUUGCAACUUGCCAUAAUCACAAAGCUGCUUUUGAAGGCUCUUUUUACGCACUUUCUGAAAAAUAAAUGCUCGACAUCGGCCAUGCCCUGUUCCAAGAAAAAGCAAAUCUCAGCAGAUUAGCAUUGUUAAAUAUGCAGUGUGUUAAACAUACACUGCUUCAAAUUUUAUAGCUUACACACGAUUGGUCUAUCGGGCCCUUCCAGGAAAGCACUUACGAGCAUGCCUAAUGUUAAGCACAUGAGCAGUGAUCCCAAAGUCAGCCGUGUUGUUGGUGUGGGUAAGUGCUUUGCUGGAUCGGUGCCUGCAGCCCUGUUAGGUGCUGAGCAUCCUGAUCCAUAUCCAGCAAAGCACUUAGGUCCAUGCUUAUCUUGAAGUGGAAGAGCCAGUCUAGUAUUUGUGCAUUAGUGUUCACCAUAAAAUCUCUCUUGGCACAAUGACUCAUAUGCUUAAAAUUAAGCACCUGCCCAAGUAUUUUGCAAGGUCAGACCAACUGCAUCCUUGAGCAAGUCUUAAAUACUUGAUUUUCCAUGAUUUUUUUUUUACUCAUUUUUUAAUAAAAUGUAUGGUUUUAGUGACCAUAAUUACAAGUUUUAGAAGGUGUAUAGCAGAAUAUGUUUGUAUAGCAUGUUCUAUGCAAUUUUCUUCCUUCUUUUUCAAAAUCUAUCCAAAUUCAGAAAAGUGGCCUUUUUGGAUGAGAGGUCCAAUGUUCAGUUAUAAAAUCAAGCAAAAUUUAAAAACCCAAUAUUGACUCUUUUUAGGACAUUUAGACUUUUUAAAAUAAUUUCACUGAGUUUGAUUUACACUAUUUUGUCUAAUACUGACCUGUUUUACAGAAGGUGUCACCUAGAUGAGGUUGUGUGGACAGUCUGACUCUAAGUGCUAAGGCUUCGGGUAGGUUGUGUGUUCAGAAGGUUAGAUGGAGAAGCUGGCUUUUUUUAAUUUUACUUCUUUUAUUCUGAGGGAUUGCAAACAUGUAUAAACAUGUAUAAAACAGCAUGUACAUUUUGUGUUAAGAACUAAACCAAAACUUGUGUAAUUCUUCAGGUAAAAAAA